Molecule: messenger RNA, 2686 nt
Organism: Neodiprion virginianus
Lineage: Eukaryota; Metazoa; Arthropoda; Insecta; Hymenoptera; Diprionidae
Exons: 7
Coding region: 701-2512 (603 amino acids)
Source: RefSeq, a predicted model, not a curated record
UAGCCAUGGUUUAAACUUGCGUGGAGAUCAAGCAUAACUAUUAUUAUGGAGCUCUGAACCUAUCCUAACGGGAACGCGCCGCCUACAACCGCUACAUGGCAACUCUGGCGUCGUCUAGCAUAUCAGUCUUCGCACUUUACCAAACGUGAGAUGCCAUAAUAUCGGCGACCAACAAAUCUUACGUAAACUUUGGCAGCAGGCGGGCAGGCGAUGAAUUUUAACGUACACGUAUAUAAAUUCAUCGACCUUGAAUGCAACCGACGCCAUCUAAAGCUCCGCAUAUAGUUCACAAUUAUAUACGUGAUUCGUGUGUGUUUUGUGUUCUAUAGACUAGCGGGCGCAUGUGUGCGUGUGUAUUUUUUCUUUCCCAUCAUUUUCUCGUGUAGUGUGAAAUAAUAAUUAUGAUACUUCUUCAUCGCACCAAAACGGAUUAUAAUCGUCAUUCCCGCGAAACAACGCCGACCGCAUAGUCUACAAGUGUUAAUAUGAUUCAAGUGUGCUGGACGGUUUUGGGCUGUGUCAAACAAUAAUAGUAACCGCUCAUCAUCAGCACCGCUAAUUUAUAAUGAUAAUAACUGUAUUAUAAUGGAGAGUUGUAUGCAAACACGAACGUAAAGACUAUAGAUAACGAGAAAAGCGGCCGUUACUGCUGUGCUGACAGCACGUGUUACAGGAGAACGUAUAAAGUGCAAUAGAAAAGAUGAGUGCUUCGGCAGUAAAAUCCUCGAUGCAAGGACCGUCAAUGCAGGCAACGCCAUCGUCAACACAUUCCAUCAUCCCAAUGAACAUGAUGGCGCAAAAAGUGGUAACCAGUACCAACACGGGGUCUGAGGCGAAUCUGGUAAAGCCGCUGCCAACCGCCACGCUAAGCUAUGCAAACCUGCAGCCACCACCAAGCCAGCCACUGAGCUUGGUUCAGGAUCACAAACCUUUGCCUCAACCGACUCUGCCUCUUCGCAUAAGUGAAAAGGAACAGGCAGACGCAGAAAAGACUAUCCUGAAUGGCACAGAGCCACAGAAAUCUGUAAUUUCUGAAGAGAGUGACUCUGUCAAAAAACAAAGUGAAGCGAACCAGCAAAACAAUAAUCUGAACACCGAAAAUGCACCGCAGUCUACGCCACAACCGUGUCCAGACCCUAUUCCUGAAUCAGCGGUAACGUCCAGCGACAUGCCAAGUGAACAAGAGAGUCCACUGGUUAAGGUUGAAGAGACGAAGACGAGUUUGCGGAAUGGUUCGAAAGAGCUCGAAGACACGCCAAGUAGUAACACACCUGUACAAUCAAAAACAACCGUCGAAGGUGGCACAGAAACCCAUCAGCGGUCGAGUAGCGUAGUUCCACCACAAGGUUCUAAGGCAACGCCAGAACUUCCGGUCAUUACACACAGCCCACCAAAGGCAGAUUUGCAACUUGAGACACUGCACAGAAAUAGGAAAAGAAAACCUCGGGAACUUAAAGACCUCAAUAGUUCUGCACUACCCUCGGAUGCUCAUGGAAAACCUAAGAGAAAUCGCAUCAGAACUCAGCCUUAUCAAAGUCCACUACCAGAAUUGGCCCUGAUUGUUAAAACGCUCAACAAAUCUCCUAGUUCGAAAGCUGCAGACGACAAACUUAUUGUGUUUUAUAAAAAUGAAUUUCUGGCUGUUAGGAAUGCCGAAGGUAGCUUCUAUGUUUGUCAAGCGAUGCAAAAUAUCUAUAAAUCGAGCCGGCGGAUUCGCAUUCGUUGGUUAUCGCAAGACAAAAAUAACGGAGAGAUUUACUCUCCAGAUUUUUAUGAUUUUACAGAAUUCGAUUGUAUAUUAACAAACCUGAAUUUGAAUAAAGUAGAUAAGAAUAAAUAUCAAUUAACUAAAAUGGAACUAUUACGAACGGAGAACAUAUUGAAGCGAGCCAUAGAUGUUGAGGCCGGUCUUUCCGAGAAGCCCAGAGUCACAGAGGAACACCCAGAUGGAUUGGAUCUGUCUCUCUUCAGAGACGAAUCGCAGCUAAAAACAACGAAAAAAGGAAGCAAAUUAAAACGUCGAACAAAGUAUUCAUCCAAAGCAGAGUCUACAGAUACCGAAGAUAAUCCCGAAGAUGAAGAAGACGAAAAAGUGCCUGCAAAACAGCCCAUAGCAGCGAAAAAAUUAACGGUCCCAAAAGUGGCGGCGGUUGCUAAAACGGUUAGUAAAGGAGGGUCAAACAACAGAGCGGAGCGCGCAGCAACUCGCAGUUCGCGAACCGCAUUACCAACGACCAUUGCGACCGCCGCCUUAAGUGCCAAUAAAAAGAGACUUGAUGACAAAAAACCGGAAACAAAAAAAAUUGCAGCUAAAUCCGAAAUUAAUAACUUGAAUACAUUGCCUAGGAAGCAGCCCAAGUCCUGCACUACAGCUUCAAACGUUGCUGGGACCAUAUCUUCGUUGAAUACAUUGGGCCGUCCGAAACGUGCCGGAUCCAGUACUAUUGGCAUCGCAUCGGCGUCGACUACUAGUGAACCAUCGGCACGCAAGAAGCCGCGUAGUCGAGCAUAAAAGUAGGUUUAACAAUACAUCACCCAUUUAAUUUUAUUACUAUUAUAUAUAAUACACAGUUUAUAGUUUAUAUAUAAAUAUAGACGAUACACAUGCAAGAUAACAUGUCUAUAAAUUUAUUCUAUUAGCUUUGGAGGUAUGCGUAAUAGAUACGAGCAAUUUGAACACUGAGAU